AUGUCCAACCAUGAACAGGCGCUACAGUGGAUAUCCGCCAUGGAUAAAAUCCGCGAAAGUUCGUUCAACCUCGGCCCCGACGGCGUCGAAUCCUGGCUCGAAGACGUCAAACGCGCCGCAGACCAUUGGGGAAACAACCGCAUCCCGCCCGACAUCAAGAAUGCGACCAACGUAACCGAAGACACCUGGGCAAGCCGUGGAAACUCUGUCACUCCUGUUUUCCGCCACAGCAUUCCGAAGUAUGUGAAUGCUGUGCGUGAAUUCACACACAGCGUCAAGACGAGCACCUUUCACCAUUCGUACAAAGCCAAGAACGGAGACCUCCAAUCUGGUGAAGGCGUCCCACGCAAUCGCAUGACCGCACACAAACGCAACAAACUCGAAUUCGUGGAAAUCACUUAUUUUCAGCUCGAUGGCACUCCCUUCACCAUUCGCACCACCACCAUACAGAGCGGUUAUUAUUGGCAUAUGUGGAUCAGAAGCUUUUGGGAAAGGCUCUCCGAAAUCCUCGAUGCACCCUACGAUGAGAAGAACAACCACUACCGUCGCCAUCUAGUCGCCCUAAAUGCAGAAGUGCAAGAGCGUGGCCACGGAUUCUUCCCUGAGAGCGUCCGCGCCGUCAUUCAUGAACUCCAGGACCGCUUCGACGAACCCCGCACUCAUUUUGACCCUGUUGUAAAUGCAACACCUUAA
Seminavis robusta is the source of this 693-nucleotide messenger RNA. Lineage: Eukaryota; Bacillariophyta; Bacillariophyceae; Naviculales; Naviculaceae. The record is from the annotation of a GenBank genome assembly.